Molecule: messenger RNA, 1368 nt
Organism: Miscanthus lutarioriparius
Lineage: Eukaryota; Viridiplantae; Streptophyta; Magnoliopsida; Poales; Poaceae
Source: the annotation of a GenBank genome assembly
AUGGUCGAAGUCGAAGCCCCUGGCCGGCCGCGGCAAGGCAAGGCUUGCGGCGAGGGAGGGAUGAUGGUCGAUCUGGAAAUUGAGCAAGCGGACGCCUUGAAAAAGCCGUCCGCGGAGGGUAGUGAUCUAGAGCCCAAUGAAACAGGACAGUCCUUGUUUCUAGGCCAUUUAUCUAUGCGUGCUAAUUCAGAAGCACUUGCUACUUCCUUGCAGCCGGUGUCUUGGCUCAGUUUUCUACUACUGCUCAUGACUGGAGGAGGGAUAAUUGUGUACUACGACAAAGAAAAGAAGCGUCACAUUGAAGAAUUGAAGAAUAGAACAAGUGCUGUGAGGCCUGGGCAAUCAGUAGGCACUGCAGCCAUUGGUGGCCCAUUCAAGCUUCUGAAUCAUGAUGGAAAACCUGUUACUGAAAAGGAUUUCAUGGGCAAGUGGACUCUGUUUUAUUUUGGAUUUACACACUGUCCUGACAUUUGCCCAGAUGAACUCCAGAAAAUGGCUGCGGCGAUUAACAAAAUUAAGGAAAAGGCAAAACUGGAUGUUGUGCCAGUUUUCAUUACAGUUGAUCCUGAAAGAGAUACUGUUGAGCAGGUUCGGGACUAUGUUAAAGAGUUCCAUCCAGAUCUGAUAGGACUCACGGGCACGACAGAUGAAGUAAGACAAGUUGCACGUGCUUACCGAGUUUACUAUAUGAAGACAGAGGAGGAGGGUUCUGACUACCUUGUUGAUCACUCAAUUGUCAUGUACCUGAUGAACCCAGAGAUGAAGUUUGUCAACUUGCUGGUAGGGGACAAGACGAGGAGGGUGACCUCGACGCUAGAACCCGCACCUGACGCCUGGCGGCUCCUGAUCCGCCCCUGCCUCCUUCUCCCGGUGUGCCGCUGCCACACCCUGGCCAUGGAUCCGUCAUCGUCGAGUGGGUUUGGGGUCCCAGGAUUCGUGGAUCCAGAGGAGGACAACGCCAAUGCCAUGGGUUUUGAUUUCUUCUCCCAGCUGGAUUCCAUGCCUCAGCCUUCCAAUGCUGCAGACACUCUUAUACCUCUACAGAGCGCUGCAGAAAAACAUGAAGAUCUGAAUCUGUACCCAAUAGGUGCAGUUUCAUAUCGUAUCAGUGCUCCAGUUGCUCUUGCAAGGUUCAAAGUUUCGAGGUCUAAAAGUGUCAUCAACUUAAAAAUUCAGGUGAGUGAGGACAUUUUCAAAGGACUGGACUACCUGACAGUUUGGGAUAUGACAAAUGUUGAGAUUAUGCUGAAGCUGCAGCGCCAGAGCUGCAAGCACUACUCACAUCACCCGGUCAAGUUUUGCAUUGAAUUAGCUUCUUUGUUGGUAGCAGUAUCUUCUUUUGCAUAUGCAGUCUGUAUGCACACAUGA